Molecule: messenger RNA, 2106 nt
Organism: Lachnellula hyalina
Lineage: Eukaryota; Fungi; Ascomycota; Leotiomycetes; Helotiales; Lachnaceae
Product: Dipeptidyl-peptidase
Exons: 4
Coding region: 1-2106 (701 amino acids)
Biological process (GO): proteolysis
Molecular function (GO): serine-type endopeptidase activity
Source: RefSeq, a predicted model, not a curated record
AUGUCAAAUGACCACCAAAAGCCCGAUACCUCUCGCUUUCUGGCAGCACCUCGCCGAUCAGGAGCCACCCCUAACCCAGCAGGAACGCACGCUUUGUUCAGCCUUUCAGCUUAUUCCUUCGACACCCAUCGUAACAACUCGGGAGUAUAUGUGCUAGAUCUUGGAAGUGGUGGAUCGCACCUUCUUUCGCAAGAUACCAAGUCGACUGGUCAUGUUUGGACAGGAUUCGGCUCAGAUGUUCUUUGGCAAAAGCAAUUUGCUGGAACGACCGAACUUUGGAUUGAUGAUGCUGCUGCUCCUGGGAAGAGAACGUACCGGGCUGGUCUCAUUGAUUGCUUGAUAUCAACCCAGAAGAUCGUUCGCUUGACAGACGAUGCAUUUGCAAUUGUUGCUCUCGGGCCAAAGACUGGUGUCGCGACACCUUCAACUUAUUCGACAGCAACUGAGUGUUCAUUUCUGCCAGGUCAAGGCCUGAUCGCUGAUUCGUCAACGGAAAGAGUCUUGUGGUAUUUGAGAUUUGACGUGGAUGCAAGCCAGCCAGAACUUCACUUCACUUUAUCAUGGCAUAUUAUGGAUAUCAUCAGGGACACGGGAGUAACAUUUGCUCCUUACUCAGGCAUUGUGAUGAUGGGGCCGACAAAUCUCGAUGUCUCUCCCUCAGGCCUGGUCUUUGCAGGACGCACGCGAAAUCAAUUUGAACAGGAACAAAGAAACUGGACAUCUGAUGCUUUUUUCCUUCCUAUAUCAUACCUGCAGUCACCAAAACCACAAACAAACGUGGUCCUACGGAAACUUACAACGGAGAAAUAUUCUGGAACUGUCACACUUCCCAUUAUCACAGCAAGUGGGUUUGUCGCCUUUUUGAAAAACGGAGACAGAGCCAAAAUGACCAGUAAAAAUCAUAUUUUCUAUGUUAACGUCUCUAAAAACAGUACCACAAAAGAGAUUAUCCUUCAUACGGGACCCAUCGUAGAAGAGCUUUGGCCCCUUAAUCCUGAAAAACUCACAUGGAGUAAUGACGAGAAGAAUAUUUUCAUUUCUGCCGCAGACACGGGACGCCAGAGAGUGUUUCAGCUCUCCAUUCCAAAUUAUGAAGGUUCAGCCAUCGAGAAAAAUAUCCCCACGCCCCUCAACUUUGGUUUUGGUUCAACUUCAAAUAUAUGCAACUACUCCUCUUCGCCUUCCGACAAACGAAUGCUGGUCAGCAAGACAGGUUUUGUGGAUAGCAGCACUUUUUUGACUGUGCACCCGUCUACCAACACUUUCAAUAUUCUGUCUACUCUUACAGACUGUGAAGAACUUGGACUCAACAGAGAUCAAAUAUCAGAAUGCUGGUUCCAAGGUGAUGGGGAUUAUCAAGUACAUUCAUGGAUCAUCAAGCCAUCCUUCUUCCAAGAAACUGAAAAAUACCCUCUUGCCCUUCUUAUCCAUGGCGGUCCCCUUUCUUCGUGGCAAGACAACUGGAGCACUCGCUGGAAUCCGGUUUUAUUUGCUGAAGAAGGCUACAUAGUAGUAUGUCCUGAUGUAACCGGUUCUGUAGGUUAUAACGAGGAGUUCAAAGAGGCAUCCAUUCGCGAGAUAGGUGGCCGUCCUUACAAGGAUAUCGAAAAGUGCUUUGGAUACAUCGAACAACACAUCAAAUGUGCGGAUACUAGCAACGCAGUCGCACUAGGGGGCAGUUACGGCGGCUACCUAAUUUACUGGCUCGCUGGACAACCAUUCGCACGCAACUUCAAGGCCUUGGUGGCCCAUGCUGGCAUGUUCAAUGCCGCUGCAUUAUACGCAUCGGACGUACCAGAGAUUUGGAAAGUGCUAUUCGGUGGCUAUGAUAGUGACCCUUCUCAAAUAGUCAAGGUCUUCGAGAAAUGGGAUCCGGCACAAUUCGCGCAUCGGUGGCAGACGCCGAUCUUGAUCACGCAUGGUGCGCUUGACAAGCGGGCUCCCCCAACAAUGGGGCUUGCAGCGUUCACUUCCGCACGGAUGAAGGGAGUAGAGAGCAAGUUCUUGAGUUUUCCAGAUGAAGGGCAUUUCGUGCUGAAGCCAGAGAACUCGUUGCAGUGGCAUCGCGUAGUGAUCGAUUGGAUGAAUAAACAUACUAGGAAGUAA